AUGUCCCGUGGAAGAACUUACCCUCGCUGCUUACUAUGUGGUGAGUUAUUAAAUAAGGAAGGAUAUCGUGAUGGCUCGAUAGCCCAGUCAAUGGCGGACAAAAAGGAAGAAAUAAAAGAAGAAAGCCAGGAGUUUUACGAAAAAGUUAAAAAAUUAGCCGAGGAAGAAAGCAAAGCCAAUUUAGCCCAGAGAAUUAAUGAGGCUUUUUCUUGCCAGAGUUGCGGAAAGUUUAUUGAAUUAACUGAUGAGGACUAUACUAUGGAAAGCAAGUCGGGAUAUUAUUGUCAAAAUUGUAUUGUUAGUGAAAACAAAGAUAAAAUUAAGAAGCAGACACCACAAAUUACUUGUUCCUUAUGUAAGAAAAGCAUUGCUAGUGAUUAUUAUUUAGUAGGAGAGCAACCG
Racocetra persica is the source of this 402-nucleotide messenger RNA. NCBI's taxonomy places the organism in Eukaryota, Fungi, Glomeromycota, Glomeromycetes, Diversisporales, Gigasporaceae. The record is from the annotation of a GenBank genome assembly.